AUGGCCGAAGCAGCGUCGCCGAUUGGCAUUGCCAAUGUAUGUCAACCCGUCGAGGAAGAUUAUAUACCAUACAUGGACAGCAGUUGACACUCCGCGUAGCUUCCAAACCAGCGCCACAAGAUCGUAGCCAAGCGCGGUGCAGCUUUCACCAUCAUGGUUGCAGGCGAGUCUGGUCUUGGAAAGACGACCUUCAUAAACACCCUCUUCAGCACCACCAUCAAGAACUACGCCGACCACCGCCGACGUCAUGCUAAGCAGGUCGACAAGACCGUUGAGAUCGAGAUCACCAAGGCCGAGUUGGAGGAGAAGUUCUUCAAGGUCCGCUUGACCGUCAUCGACACUCCUGGCUUUGGCGACUACGUGAACAACCGAGAUAGCUGGCAGCCCAUCAUUGAGUUCUUGGAUGACCAGCACGAGAGCUACAUGCUUCAGGAGCAGCAGCCAAAGAGAACCGAGAAGAUUGACCUGAGGGUACACGCCUGCCUGUACUUCAUCCGCCCAACCGGUCACACCCUGAAGCCAUUGGACAUUGAGGUCAUGAAGCGCCUGUGCUCACGAGUGAACUUGAUCCCAGUCGUUGCCAAGGCGGAUACCCUCUCUCAAGCCGACCUUGCCAAGUUCAAGCACCGCGUAAGUCUUGCCGUCUUCUUACUUCGCGAGCAAGCGCAGAAGUGCUGAUAAUUCUUAGAUCCGAAACGUCAUCGAAGCUCAAGGCAUCAAGAUAUACACCCCACCGCUCGAGGAAGACGACGAGGCCGGCUUGCAGCACGCUCGUAGUCUGAUUUCUGCCAUGCCGUUCUCCGUGAUAGGAUCCGAGCGCGAUGUCAGCACUCCCGACGGCCGCACCGUCAAGGGACGCCAGUAUGCGUGGGGUGUUGCCGAGGUCGAGAACGAGGAGCACUGCGACUUCAAGAAGCUGCGCGCCAUCCUAAUCCGCACCCACAUGCUUGACCUGAUCCACACCACCGAGGAGAUCCACUACGAGGCCUACCGCGCACAGCAGAUGGAGACGCGGAAGUUCGGCGAAGCGAGACCCAGGAAGCUUGAUAACCCCAAGUUCAAGGAGGAAGAGGAGCAGCUCAGGAAGCGAUUCACCGAGCAGGUCAAGGUGGAAGAGCAGCGUUUCAGACAGUGGGAGCAGAAGCUCAUUUCCGAGCGUGACCGCCUCAACAAGGACUUGGAGCAAAGUCACGCCGUCAUCAAGCAGCUUGAAGCGGAAGUCGAAGGCCUGCAAGGCAGCAUGUCCCGAACCGGCAGACGCUAG
Messenger RNA from Lecanosticta acicola, 1264 nucleotides. The record is from the annotation of a GenBank genome assembly. Lineage: Eukaryota; Fungi; Ascomycota; Dothideomycetes; Mycosphaerellales; Mycosphaerellaceae.